Molecule: messenger RNA, 930 nt
Organism: Cryptococcus wingfieldii CBS 7118
Lineage: Eukaryota; Fungi; Basidiomycota; Tremellomycetes; Tremellales; Cryptococcaceae
Exons: 4
Coding region: 1-930 (309 amino acids)
Source: RefSeq, a predicted model, not a curated record
AUGCGCAAGACUCUAGGACCCAUCGUCACUAUCGACACCUCCCCUCCUCACCGUCCUUGGGAUGGUAAUCAAGCUACCCUCCUCUUCUUCCCUCUCUUUACCGCUUUUUUCCUGGUCUUGAUGUCGACUCUAUCGACACCGAUCGUCGAUGGGCUGUAUAUUGGUAAGAUUGGGGCUAGCGACGUUGGAAAGCUGAGCUGGGGGGUCUGGGGAUGGUGUGCUUCCGGUGUGCCCGGGGUCAGCGAUCUCUGCUCUUCCGACCGAAAGUUCAGUGCUCCAUUCUCUUCAAUCACAGGCAAGCUUCCUGAAUCUCUGGCAUCGUUCCAAGAGAUCAAUGAUACCAUCCCUGCUUCUUUUCUGAUCGCUAAUGGUCUCAUGCAUAUCUUUGCUACGGCCUCUGUAUGGAUGGCCCUCACCUGGACCCUUGCCGCCUCGGGCCAGUGGCACAACAAACAGCAGAACGCUUAUGACUGGACUCGCUGGUCUUUUGCUGCCACAGGCUGGUCUGGUAUCUUGAUCCUGACUGCUUGGGCGCUGGACCUCUCUUUCCUGGUCCGCCUCUCCGACCUCUCCCUCCCCGACGGAUCUCAGGCCCACCCCACACCUGGCCCCGCCAUCUUUAUGCAGCUUGUCGCCUUCCUCUGCUGUCUCUCGGCCUUCAUCGCCAGGGUUUCUUGGGGCAAGUUCAAGAGCCGCCCCGAGUGGACUCUCAAUAAUCAAAGUGAUUUCCAUAGGGAAGGCCAGGCGCCCAUGUCGGCGUUGCCGCCUAGUGAGGAGGAGCCGCCUACGUGGGAGUCUCUCAAUAUACAAGAUGCGCAGCAGGUUGUGUUGGAUGAGAAGGAUGGGGCCAGCUUGGGGGUAAGAGCUGAGCAGGGAAGUAAGCCUUCGAUCUAUGUGCCUUCUCAUGACCAGACAAGCUACGCGGUCUAA